UGUCGUGUGACAAACUUUGACUGGUGCACUCACUCGUCCGUAUGAAAUCAUGCAAGAAUGCGGGGCCUAUCAAGCGGAGGCUGCACGUGCGCCGCACCCGCGGUCCACUGGGGCGCUCGCUAGCUUGUACCACACGCCUUAGCUACAUGGCUCAAAGCACGCUGCAAUCGCGCAACAAAUCCGUGACCUUGGCGCUCGCGCUCGCGCUCGGGCCAGCAAGCUGCUGUAUCCGCUCGCUCGUACGACAAGAGCAUGACCUGCACGUGCACGUGCACGUGACGCGACAUUUCCCCCCCAGCCCCCAUGCAGCUUUCUUUUUGCCCCCCUUUGCCCGCGCCUAUCAAAAUCUCGUUCAUCACAAGCUUGCCACCCUCGAAAGUCUUGCAGAAAAGGGAAUGGGGGGGCGCGUAACCCUCAUCUCGCCUGUCUGCGCGGAGAAUACGAACUCGCAACAAGACGAUCAGCGCACGAAGGAGGGCGGGGCGAGUCCGGUCCGGCUGCUUGCGCUGGUGGGUCGAUCUUGUGUGCGGACUUGACCGCAGUGAAUGAUAUGGGGGUGGUGGGAUGGAUGAUGGGGUUUCGCAACGCGCAGGAAAGCCUCCACUCCGUGAUUCUCCGUCGGCCUGUCAUCUUGCGCUCCAUCGCAUGUGAGGCUUGAGUGGGGAA
Ceraceosorus guamensis is the source of this 666-nucleotide messenger RNA. RefSeq lists its product as hypothetical. The transcript has a single exon. The record is from RefSeq and is a predicted model, not a curated record. Lineage: Eukaryota; Fungi; Basidiomycota; Exobasidiomycetes; Ceraceosorales; Ceraceosoraceae. The coding region runs from base 42 to 536 and encodes 164 amino acids.